AUGUGCCACUGCCACACGUGCGAGGAAGAGUGCACGGUGGUUGAGAUCCUGAGCGUGGUCGACCGCAAGACCGGGGCUAAGAAGAGGCAGCGCUUCGCUAAGGAGGGAGCCAUGGUUACGGCGAAGUUCAAGGGAGCCAUGGUUACUGCCAACUUCAAGGGAGCCAUGUUCACGGCCAAGGGUAAGGUGAGGAUCCUGGACCUCCUUUUCUAUGGCAACCGGGUGGAUCGCUCGAUGUGCAUGGAGUCCUUCGAGGAGAUGCCGCACUUGGGACGAUUCACUCUGAGAACGGAGGGGAAGACAAUCGCGAUCGGGAAGAUUCUCGCCGUGCAGAAGCCCGUCUCCAAGUGAUGCGGUGGCAGCAGCAGCAGGCAUGGCGUAGCACGGUGAGCUUGCUGGCGAAAGUAAGGCUGCUGUAUACAGGUUUACUAGUUGAUAUGAUCGUUGAAGUUCGCCGGUCUGUUCGAGUCAACAAGCCGUCAGCUGUGUGAGCUGUUGAGCUUGGGAAACGUCGCACCACCGUUGGCAGCCAGCUGUGGGUUGGUCCCGCCGGCCUGGUUUAUUUCAUCUUGCUUCACAUCUCUUGAUAACGCUGCUGUGCUCUCACGAACCCACUCCAGAGGGAUUCCUUGUUUCAUGGGUGUUCUUGGUUCUGCCUGAGUGAGUGAGAAUCAUGUGCCCGUCUGUCUGUCGUGCGUAUGUGGCACUCUCUAUCUCCGUCCAAGCAUCCCGCUAGUGGGGUGGUGGCCCUGCGAUGUAGCAGGAGGUGGCAGAGGCGAUUGUUUCCUGUCGGACACGCAGCCAAUGAAAUGAACUUGAACGAAGUCUCCCGUGCCUCCUAGCGAGUGGUCUGGCGAAGAGUUGUUCUGAUGCCCAUGAGACCAACGAGCGAAUGACUGAUGGUCAAGGCCUCGAAAGUGGCUGCUGACAGUCCGACCCACGUUUUUUCCGUUUGCGUAAAGUGCCAUGGUUCGACAAGCAAUCUGAAGGAUCGAUCCGUUGAGAUUGGCGGACACCCAUCUCGUGCGUCUGAUUGGUCUCUUCGGCCAAGGGUUGUCUUGCCCAAUGAAAUGUGUAAUUGGCGUCGUCGCCUGACGCNGGGGGGGGGGGGGGGGGGGGGGGGGGGGGGGGGGGGGGGGGGGGGGGGGGGGGGGGGGGGCAGUUGCGUGUAUUUUGGGGCGAAGGAAGGUGCUCCGUUAACCGUCGCCAUGCCCUUUGAUGGCGGGGGGUAGCUACGUUGGCUGUUAGCUGGGUGCUUAUCUGUGUCUUAUACUUCGGUGCGGAAUGCGUCUGGCUUUGAAAGAGGCGUUGGUGAUGUAGGGGGACGUGUCCUGCUAGUAUGCGGUAGAGGACGCACCCGCCUUCUGCUCAGAAGAAACACGGUAUUUUAGGGUGAGGCUGGGCCUGUGGUUUGUGCCUGAUGGGGAUAUGGAGUAAGUUUAUGCGUUCGUUGACGCGAGAUUACCCGGCCGCAUUAAGUUGCGGUGCCUCACGUCACAACGCAUUGACACAGCUGCAGCUACUUCAGUUCUAUAUUUAUCUCCCCCCCUAAAUACUCCGUGGGAUAGUUCAUUUUUGCAUGAAGUGAUUGCUACUUGUAACGUUUUUUUGUAAUUUGUUGUUCCUCGUUGAAUCUCAUUUCGGAAAACGCCGUUGUUUCUCCGGACUGGUGAAAGGGCAGGCCACCUUUGACUGAGUUGGCGAGGGUUAAAGUUCGAAAAAGAAUGGUAAAAUGUACGUGUAUGAACGAAAGACCCUGACUCUGUCACCUGGUCAGCGUGCCCUUGUGAGCUAGGUAACCUCUCGGUGCGUGUUGGGCAGACUGGGGGUUGUCUUGAAGCAGCGUGUUUUUGCCCGGCACAGCCCCGUAAUUCCGCAGCAAAAAAUGUCCUUGCAGUGAAUGCCGGUGUACCACGGCUGUGGGAGCCCCGGAGGACAGGGAAGGGUGGUUCGGAGAGACGUUUCCCGAAUAUUGCUCAAUGUCUAGUUGCUCAACAUGCUACUCUGUAACAUUCAUUCAGUAUUUUGUUGCAAAGCAGGGGCUCGCUCUCUCCAUAAUGCUGCAAGUUGUGCUAACCAACAACUCAGUGUUUUUUGCUGUCGUGGGCACCUCCUCGGCACCAAUCAAUGCAGACUUUGAAAAACAACAUUGAUUGUCAAGUAUUCUUUGUUGUCGGGUCGUCCCCCGCCUGUUUUUUUUUCGGUUGCGCGGGCGGUGUUUAACCCAAUCGUUGUUUUUGCAAUCUUCAUAGCAGUAAGUUUUCGGUUACGUCCGCACCGGUCCGACUGAGCGCGGUCCCUUUCCUUCCGUGCUCUUUGGCUAGAGUCUACACAGUCAUUUUUGUGACCACGCA
Messenger RNA from Ectocarpus sp. CCAP 1310/34, 2354 nucleotides. The record is from the annotation of a GenBank genome assembly. Lineage: Eukaryota; Phaeophyceae; Ectocarpales; Ectocarpaceae.